This is a messenger RNA of Exophiala bonariae, 384 nucleotides long. RefSeq lists its product as uncharacterized. The transcript is spliced from 2 exons. The coding region runs from base 1 to 384 and encodes 127 amino acids. NCBI's taxonomy places the organism in Eukaryota, Fungi, Ascomycota, Eurotiomycetes, Chaetothyriales, Herpotrichiellaceae. The record is from RefSeq and is a predicted model, not a curated record.
AUGAAGCCAAUCCUAAAGCGAAUGCUCGGUGUCAUCUCUAAGGGCAAACUCACCAGUGUGGGCGCUCUACUCAAGCGACACGGGGAGAAUGAUGAAGACGACCAAAAACACAACUUCUUGGAUGACAAAGUCUUUGAAUGGAGGCCUAUCCUCUUUACACAUCCCGGCUACUCCAGAUUUGAGCAUCUACCCAGCUAUACUGAUAGGGCUAUCAAAUGGAAGGCCGACCUUCAUGUUGAACAUUUAGUCCUCGGGCUCGAGUUUGAGCAACAAGCAACUCGAUGGCUGCUGACAAAACAAUAUAUGAUGGACCAAGAUCCAUCCAACGGCGACCCGAAUCAGCUGCCACCUCCUCGUCUCUCAAGAGCAACAAGGCCACGGUAG